Messenger RNA from Scylla paramamosain (green mud crab), 3134 nucleotides. Its product is annotated as G-protein coupled receptor GRL101-like. NCBI's taxonomy places the organism in Eukaryota, Metazoa, Arthropoda, Malacostraca, Decapoda, Portunidae. Gene Ontology annotation, biological process: hormone-mediated signaling pathway; adenylate cyclase-activating G protein-coupled receptor signaling pathway; activation of adenylate cyclase activity. The coding region runs from base 36 to 1895 and encodes 619 amino acids. Gene Ontology annotation, molecular function: protein-hormone receptor activity; G protein-coupled peptide receptor activity; protein binding. The transcript is spliced from 12 exons. Gene Ontology annotation, cellular component: plasma membrane. The record is from RefSeq and is a predicted model, not a curated record.
GUCAUAACCACAUCACUAACCUGGGCAAUGGGACCAUGUCAGAACUUCAUAUGCUGAUGACGCUGCUCCUCUGCAACAACAACAUCACCACCAUCACCUACGGCAACUUCAAGGGCCUCACGAAUCUCCGUAACCUAGACCUGGCGAUGAACCAGAUCAGCAGCAUAGGACCAAGAGGUUUCGACGGCCUCAGCACUCUCCCGAAGCUGGACCUGAGACACCAAUACCUCGUCAAGAUCGCAGAAAACGCCUUCAUGGGACUCACCAGCCUAAAGAUCCUGCUCCUGUCUCACAACCGCCUGACCCACAUCACUCACCCAGACACCUUUGCCGGCCUGCCCUCCCUUGAAACACUGCUGCUGUCCCACAACCGCCUCAAGACGAUCAGCUCCCCCAAUACUUUCGUGGGCUCGCCUCGCCUUAGCACCCUGGUUGUGGACGAGAACCCGCUGGAGUACGUGGACCAGAUGCUGUUCGAGCCACUGUACAACCUCACCAAGCUGUCAACCCCAGAGUUCCGCUUCUGCUGUCUGCCUCACCAUGCCGAGGAGUGUCUGCCGCACACUGAAGAGUUCUCCUCCUGCGAGGACCUCAUGUCCAACCUGGUGCUGCGUGUGUUCGUGUGGGUGGUGGGCUUCGUGGCGCUGGUCGGCAACACCUUCGUCAUCGUGUGGCGACUCAUGUACCCCAGCGGCAGCAAGAAAAAUCACUCUAUGCUCUUUGUUAACCUGGCGAUCGGCGACCUGAUGAUGGGCGUGUACCUUUUGAUAAUCGCGGGCAUCGACCUCAAGCACCGAGGUGUCUACCGUCUACACGAGAAGGAGUGGCGCAGCUCACCUCUCUGCCAGUUUGCCGGCUUCCUCAGCACCUUCUCCUCCGAAGCGUCUGUCUUCACUCUGACUGUGAUCACGCUGGACCGCCUCACUAUCCUCCUCUCGCCCUAUGGUAUAAGACGAGUCCACGAAGGAUUGGCCAAGCGUGUGAUGGUCGGCGUGUGGCUGGUGGCAUUCCUCCUCGCCGCUGUGCCUCUCUUCGAUGUGCCGUAUUUCAAGGACUUCUACGGCCGCUCCGGUGUCUGCCUCGCCCUGCACAUCACCAACGAUAAGCCGAAUGGAUGGGAGUACUCCGUGUUCAUUUUCAUUGUGCUCAACCUCCUGUCCUUCAUGAUCAUCGCCAUCAGCUACGUCAGGAUCUACGUGGGCGCGAGGGACACGCCGCUGAUGGAGUGUGGCAGAAACAAGCACGGCAAGGAUAGGGAGAUGGGCCUCAGAGUGACUUACAUCGUGGGCACGGACGCCGCCUGCUGGCUGCCCAUCAUCCUCCUUGGCAUCUUCUCUCUCAGCGGGAUAAAGAUACCGAGGAAGGUGUUUGCUUGGGUGGCGGUGUUCGUGUUGCCCUUCAACGCUGCCCUCAACCCGCUCCUCUACACCUUCUUCACCGACCCCGUCAGGAAGCGACUCAAGAUCAUGCGGGAGAGUAUCAGCUCUUGGCGCACUCGCUCCACUCGCUCUUCCGUCGUAUCAGGUGUGCGCAUGACGUCCACGUACCGGGGACGGGUGACCACAGAAGUGACGGACAUCCCGGUGCCGGUGAGUGAUGGCAAGGUGCACACGAAGGCCGCCAUCUGUGUGUACACCCCCACCGCCACCGCCGCCACGCAGGUCACGCACUUCAUCCACGACCCGCCGGACCACGAAGCGAAGAAAGUGGACGACCGCCCCAACCAAAACGGCAACGACGCCAAACAGAUCCUCGACUGCACUGACCCAGGGUCCGACGCGGAAAGGGAGGCCAUCAUCCCCCUGGAAACACUAACGGCUGACCGGCCCGCGGCACUGAGGACGUCAGGCCGCUACGGGAGGAAGAAGAACACAGCUGACCAACGAUAUGAUUGAAGAUGCUGAGAGAGAGAGAGAGAGAGAGAGAGAGAGAGAGAGAGAGAGAGAGAGAGAGAGAGACGCUUGUUUUUUUUUAUAUUAUCAUCAUUAGGGAAGUACAGGUAUCAUAAUAGAAAACAGACCACGAGACUUCCUCUCACGCCUCCCAUUGCAUCGCCUUCAGAGGGAACGUGAGUCUUAGAGACUGGUGUGGCUCUCCCAGCGGCAUUUUUCUGAAGUCUAUGCGAGUAUACGCCUUUGAUGACGGCCGGCUGUAGCUUCAAAACUAGCCACAGAAUAUUUUCGGAAAUACUCUUAUUGUGAUUCCCACACAAAGAUACCAAUUUAAUAACACUAAAUCCAACUCAACCUUAACCUAACCUAGCCUAAGCCAGUCUAGCAUGUUCACCUACUUUACGUGUGGCACCUACUCUUUCAGACUUCGAAAAUAUGCCUCCAGGCGAUUCACUUCAUGUCAUCCAAGCCUCACUUAUCAACGCCGUCACUCCCUCCGCCAGCCGAGGUCACCGUUUUCUUUUGCCGCUUUGGUUAGGGUCACACUAUUUAUAUUUCGGUCUGUAUCUCCUUAAUUUUAGUGAUUAGCUUCUAUGUAAGAUUUGUUCACGUCUGUCUUUCUUGUCAGAACUUGGAGGCUGUGUGUGUGCGUGUGUGUGUGUGUGUGUGCUAAACCAAACGUUCCAUUAUAUUUAGCUAAGUUUUCAGUCCAUGUCUGUUCUUUGUUUUUAAGUAGACACCAUUUUUAUCUUCGGACCAUUCCAAGUACUGACGUUUAGGAAGCCAUUCGUAUUUGUGUGCAUCAUUGUGAUCUUUGAUUAUUUGUUACUCUGUGUUCUUAUGUAGUAUUUUUGCUGAUUUUAUUCACUUACUCUUCCAAUGUCCGUACACCAAGGAAGUAUGUAUGUUAGUUUUUUUUUUUUUUUUUUUUUUUACUGUUUAUUUUAUACCUCAAGGUUAGAUCUAACAUUCAUCUUGUUUCAAUUAAGAGAAGUCAGACAACUCCAGCUUCUUCAUCUGCUGUUAUGACCGGCACUUUUAUAGCAAAUUUAUACUUUUUUUUUUUUACAUGUUUUGCUCCUUUUCAGUUGAGGUGAUCACACACACACACACACACACACACACACACACACACACACACACACACACACACACACACACACACACACACACACACACACACACACACACACACACACACACACACACACACACACACACACACACACACACACACACAAC